CCAAGCUACUGUUGGAGCAAAGCAAUAAACUCCCAGUUGUUUAUGAAAAUUUACAACUUUCUGGUAGAACUUUAUGUGUGACUCUGCGAUGGGAUUGGCCAGACGUGGUCACGUGAUCAGCUCCCUGUGAACAUGAACUUUUUAUGAUUUCCCAAGUGGUUAUAAUGCAGCAUUCUUUUGGUCAGGGCGCAGUCAGUAACAGCUCUGUCUUCGUGUUUACGUCCCCCCCCCCCUUCUUACUAUUAGGCUAUAUAUUAGAAAUUGUAAUUUAAUUUAGUGAAUUGCGUUUAAAGAUGGCUGGAGCUUACCAAGACUGUGCCAGUAGCCGCUCGAUUCCUUCAGGGAAGUCAGGGAAGAGUGAAUGGAUCAAAACGCACAAAACGAAUAUAUGUUUGAUCUGUCGUGUAUUUGGUGUAUUUGGCUAUCCAACCUUCUUCUCGAUUACACGCGGAUUAGAAGACUCGAAGAAAAAAAAACUGAUUAAUUUGGAAAGCACUGCUGCGAGCCGAUGAUAAACGACAAAGGAAACAACAAAUGUGUGCCUGAAAAACAGGUGUGAGAGUGUUUGCACCGAAUACAAAUUUUUGUCAUCACGAGUCCCCCCUCUGAUAAAAAGGAUAAAAGCGAAAAAUGUUGCAGCGCAGGUACUAUAUCUCUCUGAGGUUCUCCUCAAGGUUUCCGGCGGAUGAGUUGGUUGGUCUCCCACCAAGAAGCCUCUGUAACGAAUCUGUCACGUGACGCAAGUUUAGCCAGAAGCUCUACACAAUGCAGAACAAGACGGACAACAUCAACACCUCAUUAUUGGGCAGUGAAUCGUUUAAGAGUGACGACACAUUUGGAUACAGUGAUACGACACAAGUUUCACUCUCUGUGGCACUGCGGGAAAACGACCAAGAGAUGAAUGCUUGCUCAUUGCCGAAGGCUGCCAUGGAUGACUAUCGGCACUGCACUACAAGUGAACUUUAUCGAAACUAUACAGAAUCACCCCUCCUAUCCCCUACAGGAGAACCUCAGAGCUCCUCAAUCAGGGACCUUACUAUUGACGGCAAGCUGGUCUUCCCCUGGAUGACAGAGUCUAUAAAAAAAAUCAAGCAGAAAAAUCCCAGCUCCUGCGAUGCAUCCAUCGGUGGCCAGCAAGUAAACUACGGCAAGCAGAGCCGAUCUCACCUGGACUACAGCCAUCAGGCCAUUCUCAAUCAGGGAGAACAGCACAUGUAUUUGCCGUCCCCUGGCUUUUCUGUGCUAAACAUCGGAAACAACGGUGGGACAGCGUCCGAGUCUAGUUGCAGGCCAGGAGAAAUCCCUGUCAGUCAAUAUCCAUCAUAUCCCUACGGAGAGAAAGAGCAGCAACACCAUUACGGCACAUACAGCAAAUAUUCCGGCCUAAUCCAUAAUGACAGUGAUUCAAAGAACAGUCCCAACCAAGCACAAACCUUCGAUUGGAUGAAAGUUAAAAGGAACCCGCCUAAGACAGUUAAGGUCACUGAAUACGGAAGCCAUGGACAACAAAGUAUUAUUCGCACAAAUUUCACUACGAAGCAGCUCACCGAGCUGGAAAAGGAGUUCCACUUUAACAAAUACCUCACAAGGGCGCGGAGAGUCGAGGUGGCCGCUACACUCGAACUGAACGAGACACAGGUUAAAAUCUGGUUUCAGAAUCGCAGAAUGAAACAGAAGAAACGCGAGAGAGAAGGAACUGUACCGGCCAUGAAACGAGCAACAGACUGCGCUACUGGACAAAACACAAACAGCUCCACCACCCCAUCUCCAGCUGCAUCUCCGAUCUCAGACUCUUCGAGUGGCAACUGAGGACAUAUAAUGGCACACACACUGCAUAUUACAGUUCUAAAUAAUAAGCCAUAUUGUACACCACUGUGUCCUCCUAUUCAGCGUGGCCUGUGGUGUGAAAUUAGAAAAUGUUAUUAGAAAGUUUUAUACCUGCAUUGCAAAAGAACUUGCCUGUUUCAACCUUCUGUUGCUGAGGGCAUCUCCCUAACUUAUUUUUCUGUUACAGACCGAAUGUAAAAAACAAAUCCGUGUUUCGUCAAUUUUUGUCUCUGUAAGAUAUUCUUGCUCGGUGAUGGUGCAUGUUACUGCUAUGUAAAUGGCCAAAAACUACGUUUAUUUUAUGUACUACAUUUAACUCCUAUGUGUAACAGUCGCAAUUGGGUGCAAUACAUUUAACUUUGAUUUGUAACAGUCGCAACUCAUUGCAACACAACGUGGCUAAUUUGAAUGAUCAGUUUUAUAAUUUGCACUAGAAAUGUACUUUUGGACAGAAACGUCGUGUGUUCGCAUGUAUAGGAGCACAGUAUUCGUCUGACAUAUGAAGUAGUAAAAACUGAAUAAAAGUGUUUUAUUUUUCUGAAAUUCGUGUGUCUAGUAGUCAAGUGACAACGCACACUGAUUUUGUGUGUUUUUUAUAUUUAGAAGCUAUGAGGGCUAUUAUGCUCUAAUAAAAGAUAGUGUCUUUUGUUAAGGGACAUAACAAUACAAUGGGGCUAAUUUAAAUCAAGGCUACCCCAGUAUGUAUAGUUUGACAAGAGGAAUGUUGCAGUACACCCCGGGUGGCUUCCUAUGACCUUUUCACCUCACUGUGCCUGCAGGACUUCUAAAUAUGUAAACACUCCUGCUUGCUCACUGAUAUAACCCUGAAUAGUCUUCCAGUUUUACUCAUAUUUGCCACUGCACCAUGCUAUGGGAUCAAUGUUUCCAAUUUUCACAUUUUCACAUUUUCCUUUCAUUUUGCAACAUUUCAAGAUUUAUCAGCUCCACAUGUACUCUGCGUGUAGAACUUUUAGCUUUAUAAAGGCUAAUAAUAACAAUCAGUUUAGGUUUUGACAUCACUGCAUCACGAUUUAAGCAAUAUUCAUAUUUUAAACAUUUCAAACCAACGUUGAAUAGUCCAGUAAAGAUGCACUCUAUACAGGAUAGUUUUGUACACAAUAAAAAACCCACAAUAUUUGACUUCAUAAUUUUUUUUAACAGAAACAAAUUGUUUGAGCACAGUGGUCAUUCUAAAGCAAUGUUCUUUACUUAAAAAUGACUUUGUAGAUAAAAUAAUGGCAGCAUAAUUGCCAGGUACUCACAGUAGUU
Ictalurus furcatus (blue catfish) is the source of this 3096-nucleotide messenger RNA. RefSeq names its product homeobox B1b (gene hoxb1b). The record is from RefSeq and is a predicted model, not a curated record. Gene Ontology annotation, cellular component: nucleus. Gene Ontology annotation, biological process: regulation of transcription by RNA polymerase II. The coding region runs from base 766 to 1809 and encodes 347 amino acids. Gene Ontology annotation, molecular function: DNA-binding transcription factor activity, RNA polymerase II-specific; RNA polymerase II cis-regulatory region sequence-specific DNA binding. Lineage: Eukaryota; Metazoa; Chordata; Actinopteri; Siluriformes; Ictaluridae. The transcript is spliced from 6 exons.